AUCCCUCAAAUAGCACCAAUUGGUUGAUUAAGCUUAUUUAUUAUUUUUUCAAUUACAUUUGUAAUUUUUAAUGUAAUAAAUUACUAUUCAUAUAUUCCUUCAAUACCUAAAUCAAAUUUAAGUAAUAAAACUCAUUCAACAAAGUCAUUAAAUUGAAAAUGAUAA
This is a messenger RNA of Musca domestica (house fly), 165 nucleotides long. NCBI's taxonomy places the organism in Eukaryota, Metazoa, Arthropoda, Insecta, Diptera, Muscidae. The record is from the annotation of a RefSeq genome assembly.